GCGGAACAUGAUGGUAAGAGGCGUUGGAUGCUGCUGGUGAAGAGGGCGGCUCGUUAAUGAUGCUGCCCAGCACUACAAGACACUGAGCGGGCGUGUUUCGAUGAAAGUCUUAUUUUAAUCGACACAGCAGCUGGCAGCAGUGAGCAUGGAGGUCUUAACGUACAAACCUUGACCUUGAACCCACUGCAAGGUGGGAAAGCCUGGCAGUGAGAUCACUUCGUCCAUCCAGCCCACCUCUUAUGUCAUGUUUCUCCUCAUGAGCCGUUUUGGCUAAUGAGGCACCCAAAGGUUCUUGCUACUGCAGAAAAGAGCCCUUAGCAAGGGAUCCACCCGAAUUAGCCCAAUCACACCUUCACUUUCAUUAUUCACUCCCUGUUCUGCCACACUCCUUUGGAGGUUGACUGCUUGCUGAUUUUCCCUCACCAGACUUCACCAUUCUCCCUGGUCUUCUGGUGUCCAGUGGGAGAAAGGUCUUGGGAUGGCAAGGGCUGCUGUCUAAAGAAGCUUCUGAAUUGUGGGAUGAGAUUACAAGCUACACAGCCCACUGCCACCAAUGGAUGCCAAACUGCGAGAAGACCUGUUCCGCAGGUAUGUGGCAUCUCUGGAGAAACGGCUUCAGGAAGGAGAUGGUGAAGGAGGAGUAGACAAGCAAGGAGCUACAACUGAGGAGGCACUGAUUUCUACAGCAACAGCACUGCUGGGCUCAUACCAGCCGGAUCCAGGGCAACGCUUUCGCUUGGUGCGGUUCUAUGACAUAGCUGAGAACUCGCUACGGACACAGAGGGGCACAAACCUGCAGACUUUGGAGACGGCCUUUGCAACAAUGGAAACCAUCUGUACCAACUUGCUGCUCUUUCCAUGGAAAAAAGAGUUCCGUUGCAUAAAGACAUUCACAGGGCCGUAUGUGUACCAGUUGCAAUCGGUGAUAUGUGACACAGACCUGCAUUCACUGCUGCGUUCCAUGGGCUAUUCAAGAGACCAGGAACUUCAGUAUCAUGUUAGGGACCAUCCAGGUGGAUCUACCCAACUUCAACAGCUGGCCUUCGAACUGCUCCUCACCCAGGCUGAAUGCCGUUUACUUGCAGAGGUGGUUUCUAUGUCUCGGGGUUCAGCCUCGGAGCUGGAGGCCGUUGAGGUGAGAAGGAGCACCAGGAAAGAUGCUGUUGGGUGUGCGGAUGCCUUGCGCCGACGGGAUAGCCUUACAGGUGACUUGUCCCACCUGUCAGUGCGGCCGGUAGAUAUCGAACGCGGCCAACUCAGGCGGAGCAGUCGGCCGUACAAGUCGGUGGACGUUACUGACAGUGCAGGACACUGGCACCAAGCCAGCAAGCCAGUGCUAAAGACAACGCUCAGCCUGCGCAAAGAGCCAUUGUUUGUCGACACAGAAGAGGAAAUGAAGGAUGAAAUCAUCCGACCUAACCUCUCGCUUUACCCCGUGGCGGCCCCACCAUCAUACAGCCCUGUCGCCGACUUCUUCCCUAUCCAGUCACCCCCGUCCGAGCCAUACUCCUACCACUUGCCCUCCCUGGAUGAAGUGGACUUGUACACUGAGCGGGGCUUUGGUGGGCAUCAGACACCCUCUAGGCCUCCUAUCCGGGAGCCGCGAGAAGCCCGGGACAGUUGGGUUCUGAAGGGGCACGUGAUGAAGUGCCAAGGCUGUGGCAUGGGCUGCCCUUCGCUUUCAUCUUGCCAGAGGUGCGACAUGAUCCUGUGUCCAUCCUGCCACGCUGUGGAACCUGCGCCUUGUUGUGGCUUCCAGGAUUACUCGAAAACUUCCCGCCCUCUGGACGUCUACAUGCACAUGAAGGAGAAGCUGUCUGUCUACUCCAAUGCCCACUCCCACACUCACCCUCAUCCCCACCCACUUCCCCAUGCCCAAUCCCACUCGCUUUUGCUGGACAAAGCUGUGAUGAGCACCAAGCUGUUUCCCAGUAAAUCUGUGGGUCCCAGUGCCAGUCCGGUGGUCAGCUCCAGCAACAAUGUCGCAGGUGAACGGUUGGGUGCGAGCGGCUCCCGGUGCGGCUUUUGCAACAAGCCAGUGGCCUCUCACACUUGCGUGAACUGCUCCAAGGUGUCAUGCGACACGUGCAUGAACCUUUACGCCAGUGAUUUGUGCACCCGCAAAAACCACAACUUUGUGCCCAAUCACCAACUUAAUUUCAAAUCCAGCACCAUAUCUCACCUCGUAUAUCGAUAGAUCAGGAACAAUGCUACAGUUGUGCACUACACCUUCUAUCUCUGCAUUUCCACCCUCCGUUUUUAUUUGUUUACCUUUUUCUGCUUCCUUUCUCAGUUGGCGAUUGUUUGGUUUUGGUCAUGUGAUCUUGCAGUGCAUUUUCUGUCCCUCGGUAGAUCUACUUUAUCAUGAAGCAAGCAGAAAAUGGGCAAAAAUCUAUCCAGUAUCAAUGUUUGAAAACAUGUAUUUCAUUGGAACUGUGAAUGUUUAUCAGAGACUAUUCCCUGUAAUUAAAUCGAACAACUUUUAAAACUUGAACAACAGAAAAAAAUUACAUUACACUGGAAGUAAAUAGUAUAUAUUUUGAAUUGUGGCGCUAUACAUCUACGCAAGACUGUUUGUCUAGAGGCGGACUAGUUUUCCUAGGUGGAUGGGGUUUCAGUUGUGAGUCUGUAGUUGUCACUACAUUGAGUCCUGACAUGAAAUGCCUUGUGGGUGCUGUUCAAAAUGCUGCUGAAAGUAAAACCAGGAUGGGGCGUUUCUGGCCACUAACAUAUUGUGCAACCGCCAUGAAGCUGCCCGUGCUCAUUAAAUGCAAAGUUAAUGCAUGUAUGAGUGUCAACAGAAGUUUUUCAUCCUGAGUUCCAUUUUUCUUUACAUUAUCACAAUCUGUUAAGACAAGGGUGUAAUUAAUUGAAAAUGAGCAUCAUUUAUUAUGCUACUACGCUGGCUUUCUUUAGAAACAGUUUCAAAAUUAAUGUGUUCUAUUUCGUGGGUUAAUUUUAUUAUUAAUACAUUAUACAGUAAAUUUAUGAUUGUUUGUUCACAGAGCAAUCAUUAACUAAAGUAUUACUACUGGGCAAAUCUCACAAAGUAAUUUCUGGGUUAUGUUUAACCCCAUAAUAAAUAAUAAAAAAAUAAAAGAAAUUAUAUUUUGCGUGAAGGAAAUUAAACCUGUUUUCAGGACCAUAAUUAUUAUUAUUAUAUUUUUUUUAUAAGCAUGUGUAAUACAUGUAAAUUCAGUACAACAAACAA
Messenger RNA from Xyrauchen texanus (razorback sucker), 3211 nucleotides. Its product is annotated as spermatogenesis-associated protein 2-like. Gene Ontology annotation, biological process: protein linear deubiquitination; regulation of necroptotic process; protein K63-linked deubiquitination. Gene Ontology annotation, cellular component: cytoplasm. The record is from RefSeq and is a predicted model, not a curated record. Bases 554 to 2197 code for a protein of 547 amino acids. Lineage: Eukaryota; Metazoa; Chordata; Actinopteri; Cypriniformes; Catostomidae. The transcript has 3 exons.